Molecule: messenger RNA, 1732 nt
Organism: Dendrobium catenatum
Lineage: Eukaryota; Viridiplantae; Streptophyta; Magnoliopsida; Asparagales; Orchidaceae
Product: histone-lysine N-methyltransferase ASHR2
Exons: 2
Coding region: 168-1325 (385 amino acids)
Molecular function (GO): protein binding
Source: RefSeq, a predicted model, not a curated record
ACCACCCCACGUCUCCGGGCCCAUGUUUCUCUGAACAGUGCUGAAAGGUCAGAGCGGUGGUUUUUGAGACCUAAAACCCUAGCAAUGCUGAGGCAUUGAGACCGUCGGCGGCACCGCUUUCGCUUGCAACUUCAUCGUCGUCGUUGGCUGGUGUGGCAUCAGAAGCCAUGACGUUGGUGGAAAGCCCACCGCCGGAACCUCUCGUGAGGCUUGCCGAUAUACCUGGCCGUGGUCGCGCCUUCUUGGCCUCUCGCCACAUCAAACCUGGUGAGAUUCUCCUCUCUGACUCCCCUCUGCUUCUCUAUCCCGCCGUUUCCGCAGGGGAAACCAGCUCGCCCUAUUGUUCUCAUUGCUUCCGCUCUGUGCGUUCCACUCCAACCCCUUGCCCUUUCUGUACCUCUGUUGUGUUCUGCUCCACCCGCUGCCUCUCUGGUGCCCUUUCUUCAUGCCACUCCCCUUCCAUUUGCCGCGCAUUAGCUGCACUCCCGCCCCUCCCCGAUCCUGAGCUCCGCGCCCAGGUCCAAUUCCUCUUGGCCGCCUCCAGCCUCUCCUCGACCUCCCCUGCCAACUUCCACCACCUUCUUUCCCUAGAUGGCGGUGACGCCACCCCAGCCCAGCAGGAGGCAAUUUUCCUCCAUUCCCUCCUUAGUCCGCUCACGGGCUUCUCUCUCCAAGUCACAGCCACGUUGAUCGCCAAGGAUAAAAGGAACGCUUUUGGCCUCAUGGAACCGUUUAGGGCAGAGGAUGCCGGUGAGAGAAGGGUCAGGGCAUAUGGGAUUUACCCAAAUGCCUCCUUUUUCAACCAUGAUUGUUUGCCCAAUGCUUGCCGUUUUGAUUACCUUGAUCGGGAUGGGGACGGCAACACUGAUAUCAUGGUUAGGGCAAUUCACGACAUUCCGGAGGGCAGAGAAGUGUGUUUGAGCUAUUUUCCCACAAAUUGGGGGUACAAGGAAAGGCAGCAGAGAUUAAUGGAGGAUUAUGGAUUUCAGUGCAUCUGUGACAGAUGUGAGGUGGAAAAAAAUUGGAAGGAUGAGGAUGAGGAGGACAUGGAAGAGGAGGAGGAGGAUGAAAGGUUGGAGGAGAUGGAUGAGGAGGUUGUUGAGAACGCAGGUGAUGGAAAUGAUGAAUUCCCCCAUGCUUAUUUCUUUGUGAGGUAUGUUUGUGACCAGGACAACUGUGGAGGGACAAUGGCUCCCUUGCCUCCAUCACCGCAAGGUACACCAUCAGGUUUGAUUGAGUGCAAUGUUUGUGGUCGGUUAAGGAAGGAGGAGGAUGGCUUUGGUGGAGAUGAUGAUGAUGGAGAUGGUAUAAUGCUUGACCAGUGAACACCAUUGCUGGAUCUUGUAGGUGCUAUUAUGCCAACACAAGUUAGAGAAGAGAACUAGAAGGGUAAACAUGUGAAAGUCAAGCCUGGUGGAUCCUGUCUGAAUCAAUCCAAGUCAUGUUGAGUUGUUUCAAUGGUUGAAUUUAUGAGUUUAAUAGAGUUUUUUUAUGUCUACAAUAUAUCGAAAGCUGCGACACUUAUAGGUGAGUGCACCUGUGUGGCUUAUAGAUUACUUGCACAUCAAAUUUUCUUAAAUUUAUGUAGCUCAUCUUGAUCUAUUGGUUGGGAGCUUUGACUAUCAAUCAAUAAGCCUUAGAUUCGAAGUUUAUGUAUGUGAUGUGUGUACGAAUUUAUCUUAAUACUUCAACCUUAAUCCUAAACAUUUUUUUAUUAUUCUAUUAUGCUAAA